AUGCGCUGCAUUGUCCUCAAAACAGGCUCUGAUUUGGACCCUACUAUACCCAAUUCUGUCAUCUCCAUGCAUGCCAAGUUUUCAGACAUUGAAUGUGCGCGUAAGAUGUUUGAUACAAUGCCUCAUAAAGAUUCCAUCUCUUGGAAUUCAAUGAUAAAUUGCUAUGUCCAAAAUGGGUAUUUUGUUGAUUCAUUGAACAUGUUCAAGGAAAUGUAUGUGUUGGGUUUUAUACCAAAACCCGAGUUGAUUGCUAGCAUUUUAUCAGUAUGUGCCCGGACAAGACAGUUGAGGUUAGGCAGAGAGAUUCAUGCUGUUCUUGUUGUUGAUGAAAGGAUUGAGGAUUCUGUUUUUCUCUGGACGGCAUUGGUUGGCCUGUAUAUGAAGUGUAAUGAUUCAUUAAUGGCUUUUUGUGUCUUUGAUCGGAUGGAGAGCAAAAAUGAGGUUUCAUGGACCAGCAUGGUAUCGGGUUGCGCUGCUAAUCACAAUUAUGAUAUUGCACUUGACUGCUUUCGAGCAAUGCAGCUUGAAGGGAUUAAGCCCAACCGAGUAACACUGAUUGCGGUUUUACCAGCUUGUGCUGAGUUAGGUUCUAUUAAGCAUGGGAGAGAGAUUCAUGGGUAUGCUUUCCGUCAUGGGUUUGAUUCAGAAUUCCUUUUCUCCUCGGCUCUCAUACACAUGUAUUGCAAAUGCAGGGAAGCAUUACGACCUGCCAAGCUAAUUUUUGAAAGAUCAACAGUAAAAGAUGUUGUGAUGUGGAGUUCGAUCAUUGCUAGCUAUUCUCAGACCCGGGAUACUGCAGAAGAAGCAAUAAAGCAUUUCCAUCAAAUGCAAAUGGAGGGAAUUCAGCCCAACUCUGUAACACUAUUGGCAGUACUUUCUGCCUGCACCAAUCUAGCUUCUGUAAACCACGGACGUGCAGUCCAUGGCUAUAUCUUGAAAUCCAGCUUCAGUUAUGAAACAUUCAUUGCCAAUUCCCUUAUUAAUAUGUAUUUGAAGUGCGGUUGUCUCAUGGAUUCUCAUCAAAUUUUUAAAGAAAUGUAUGUGAAGGAUCCUAUUUCAUGGAGCGGGCUUAUCAAUGCACAUGCCCUUCAUGGUUAUGGGGAGGAAGCUUUGCAACUCUUCCUCGAGAUGCAAGAGCUGGGGCUGGAGCCAGAUGCAAUCACAUACCUUGCCAUUUUGUCAGCUUGCAACCAUGCUGGCCUUGUUGAAGAGGGACAGAAGCUCUUUGCUGAAGCAGUAAAAGAUGAUAAAAUAUUACUAACUACAGAGCAUUAUGCUUGCUACAUUGAUCUUCUUGGAAAGGCAGGGAAGCUUGAAGAUGCUUAUGAGAUUGUGACCACGAUGUCCAUAAAACCAAGUACAAGAAUCUGGAGCUCCUUGAUUUCAGCUUGUAAGAUUCACGGAAGAUUGGAGGUUGCAGAGAUGCUCGCACAUCGGCUUAUAAAAUUGGAUCCAGAAAAUGCUGCCAACUAUAUGUUGUUGAGUAUGGUUUAUGCUGAAUCUGGUAAUUGGUUCGGAGUGGAAGAAGUGAGGAGAGAAAUGACAGUAAGAGGAUUAAGAAAGAGCUAUGGAUUCAGCAAAAUUGAGCUGGAGAAUGAUAAUUGGUAGCAUAACCAAAAUCCGCAUGCAACUGAGCUCAACUUUGAAGGAGGAGAGGAGUGUGAGUAGAGGACUAAAAAGAACUGCCAUUCAGCAAAACCGAGAUGGAGAAUGAGUAUUUUGUGGCAGGGCUGAAAUACACGUUGAAGUAAGCUAGUUGUGGAAGAAGGAGAGCCGCGAGAGUAAGAGGAUAAAAAAAAAAAAAAAAAAACCCCAAGGUUUCAGUGGAGUCAAGCUGCAGAUUGAGAACCUGUAGCAAGGUCUAAGUCCACAUACAACUUGCCUCAAUGUGAAAGGAGUAACAUGAGACUAUUAUGCAUCUACUGUUCAUUAUGAAUCCAGUAUGAAAGACCUAACAGUACACACCUCCACUCCUAGUAAGCCAAUAGUUCACACAACAAAAAUGCGUGAUUUGGUUUUAG
Molecule: messenger RNA, 2021 nt
Organism: Cornus florida
Lineage: Eukaryota; Viridiplantae; Streptophyta; Magnoliopsida; Cornales; Cornaceae
Product: pentatricopeptide repeat-containing protein At4g31070, mitochondrial-like
Exons: 1
Coding region: 1-1608 (535 amino acids)
Biological process (GO): RNA modification
Molecular function (GO): protein binding; RNA binding
Source: RefSeq, a predicted model, not a curated record